This is a messenger RNA of Acanthochromis polyacanthus (spiny chromis), 4679 nucleotides long. RefSeq names its product neuroligin 4 X-linked a (gene nlgn4xa). The transcript is spliced from 6 exons. Gene Ontology annotation, biological process: presynaptic membrane assembly; postsynaptic membrane assembly; neuron cell-cell adhesion. The record is from RefSeq and is a predicted model, not a curated record. Lineage: Eukaryota; Metazoa; Chordata; Actinopteri; Pomacentridae. Gene Ontology annotation, molecular function: signaling receptor activity; neurexin family protein binding. The coding region runs from base 645 to 3119 and encodes 824 amino acids. Gene Ontology annotation, cellular component: cell surface; postsynaptic specialization membrane; synapse.
UCUAUCACUAAUCUUGUCCGCGCAAUACACUCGCUCUAUGAGAGCAAUUAGAUUCAGCACCGUUUCCAGUGCCUCUGCAAUGACUCAUUGAAACAUCUUCUGUGCUGAUAAAGCCGCAUCUCUUUUCUCUCCCCCCCCCCCCGCUGCACACACACACACACACACGCACACACGCACACACACACACACACAUCCACUGGCAAACACACGCACACAACAGGACGUAUAGUUGGAGCACGCACGGACUGACUGGCGCGUUUGACUUUGGAUUUAGCGGAGCAGCAGGCUGGACUUUACUGUGUUUUCUCCUUAUGUGGUUUCGCCCGAAGUCAGGACUUUACAUUAAAGAGUCAGACGGUGGAGACACAGGCUGAGGACAUCUCAUCAAGCUGGAUUCCAGAUAACCUGAGAGUAUCAGGCCUUCUCUUGGACAGGAGAGUGGUACUGCCACCACCAAUCUCCAUGCAGGCUCUCGAGAUGGGGAGCUCUGGGAAAGCUGCUUUGUUUGGCUGGAGCUCCUUCGCUCAGCUUGCAGCCUGAGGAGAAACAGGAAGUGUCUUGGUGGUGGGGCGGGGAGGGGGGCGCCGAGGACCCAGUGGACCAUAACCACAACCUGCCAAGCUCAGGCUUAGCACAGCAGGAGCAUGUCAGUGCCCGGAGGCCCUUCAUGGAUGUGUCACUCCAUGGCCAAGGCCAGCCUUCUGCUGUGGAUGGGGCUGAUUACCAUCUGUCUGGCUGCUGUUAAAGCCCAGCAGUAUCCAGUAGUCACCACCAAUUAUGGGAAAUUGCGCGGAGUGAAAGUUACCUUACCCAAUGAGAUACUGGGACCGGUGGAGCAGUAUUUGGGGAUCCCAUAUGCAUUGUCCCCAACGGGGGAGCGGAGGUUCCAGCCUCCGGAGCCACCCAUGUCCUGGCCGGGCAUCAGGAAUGCUACUCAGUUUGCGCCAGUUUGUCCUCAGUUCUUAGAGGACCGCUUUUUACUCAAUGAUAUGCUCCCUGUGUGGUUCACCGCCAACUUGGAUACAGUGGUAACCUAUGUGCAGGAUCAGAGCGAGGACUGCCUUUACCUGAACAUCUACGUCCCAACAGAGGAUGAUAUCCACGAUGAGAAUGGGUUGAAGCCGGUCAUGGUUUACAUCCACGGAGGCUCCUACAUGGAGGGAACCGGCAACAUGAUCGACGGCAGCAUCCUGGCAAGCUACGGCAACGUCAUCGUCAUCACAAUCAACUACCGGCUUGGAGUUCUGGGGUUUCUAAGCACAGGAGACCAGGCAGCCAAGGGCAACUACGGCCUGCUGGAUCAAAUUCAGGCUCUCAGGUGGAUCAAAGAAAACAUCCAGGCCUUCAAAGGAGACCCAAAGAGAGUGACCAUUUUUGGCUCAGGCGCUGGAGCAUCAUGUGUCAGCCUGCUCACCCUCUCGCAUUACUCCGAAGAUCUGUUCCAGAAAGCCAUCAUCCAGAGUGGCACAGCCCUGUCCAGCUGGGCUGUCAACUACCAGCCGGCCAAGUACACCAGAGCCCUCGCCGAGAAGGUGGGCUGCAACAUGCUGGACACCAUUGACCUGGUGGAGUGCCUGCAGAAGAAGAACUACAAGGAGCUGAUUGAGCAGUAUAUCACGCCUGCAAAGUACCACAUCGCAUUCGGGCCUGUGAUCGACGGUGACGUGAUCCCGGACGACCCCCAGAUCCUCAUGGAGCAAGGAGAGUUUCUAAACUACGACAUCAUGCUGGGAGUGAAUCAAGGUGAAGGGUUCAAGUUUGUCGAUGGAAUUGUGGACAGCGAGGACGGAGUAUCAGCCAAUGAUUUUGACUUUGCUGUGUCGGAUUUUGUGGAUCAUCUCUAUGGCUACCCAGAGGGCAAGGACACCCUGCGCGAGACCAUCAAAUUCAUGUACACCGACUGGGCAGAUAAGGAGAACCCAGAGACCCGUCGCAAGACCCUGGUGGCUCUGUUCACUGACCACCAGUGGGUGGCGCCAGCUGUGGCCACGGCCGACCUCCAUGCACAGUAUGGCUCACCCACGUACUUCUACGCUUUCUACCACCACUGUCAGAGCGACAUGAAGCCCAGCUGGGCAGACUCGGCCCACGGCGACGAGGUUCCAUACGUGUUUGGGAUCCCAAUGAUCGGUCCAACAGAUCUUUUCAACUGCAACUUCUCCAAGAAUGACGUGAUGCUGAGCGCCGUGGUCAUGACCUACUGGACCAACUUUGCUAAAACAGGGGAUCCAAACCAACCGGUUCCACAGGACACUAAAUUUAUCCACACGAAGCCCAACCGGUUCGAGGAGGUUGCAUGGACCAAGUACAACCCCAAGGACCAGCUUUACCUUCACAUCGGUUUAAAACCUCGAGUGCGAGACCACUACCGCGCUACCAAAGUGGCAUUCUGGCUGGAACUAGUCCCACACCUUCACAAUAUAAAUGAGUUCUUUCAAUAUGUGUCUACUACUACCAAGAUACCACCACAGGACACCACCCCCUACCCUUACACCAAGCGGUUCCCGGGUAAAAAUAGCUGGCCGUCCACCACGCGCCACCCAGGGGUGCCGCCGCCCAACACCAAACAGACCACAGAUCAGCGCAAGAGCAGCGACCUGACGGAUGAGUCGACUGUCGUGAUCGAAACCAAGCGGGACUACUCCACCGAGCUCAGCGUCACCAUCGCCGUCGGGGCAUCGCUGCUCUUCCUCAACAUCCUCGCAUUCGCCGCGCUCUAUUACAAGAAAGACAAACGGCGGCACGAGUCCAACCGUCGUGUCCCCACCCCACAGCGCAACUCCACCCAAGCCAACGCCCCGUCCGCAGCCAACGAUGUGGCGCACCUUCAGAGCGAGGAACUGAUGUCGCUGCAGAUGAAGCAGCAGCAGCUGGAGCAUGAGCACCACCAUGAGUGCGAGUCACUGCAGACCCACGACACGCUGCGACUCACCUGCCCGCCCGACUACACCCUCACCCUCCGCCGGUCGCCCGACGACAUACCCCUGAUGACGCCUAGCACCAUUACCAUGAUCCCCAACUCCCUGGCUGGCAUGCAGCCUCUGCACAACUUCAACACUUUCGGUGGCAGCCAGAACAGUACCAACCUGCCCCACGGCCACUCCACCACUCGGGUAUAGCUCAGCUGGGCGCCGGACUCCCUUCUGAAUCCCACACAAGGCAAAUAUUGAGCUGUGUGCAGCACAGACUCCAAAGUCACAGCAGAUGUUAUUUUGCUACCAUGCCUUCUUGAAAAAGUAUAUACAGUAUAAAAUGAUCAUAAACUCAUGAAAAUAUUCAAAGUGAAUGUUACUAUAGUAAUAACUCUUUCUGGAGCGAAGCUUCACGGAAGGUUUUGGAGGAGUUUUACCAAAAGAAAAAAGGCAGCCGGUGGAUGACUGUUACUGUAAUAUUCUUACAAUACAAAAACGAACCGUUUCUGUGUCGACAAAAGGAGCCUUCGUGAAGGCUUUGUGCCAUAGAUACACACUAGCUAAACAGCGGUGAGAGUUGUUGAAAAAGCAACAAUGGAAACAUCAUCUUUUCAUGAUCCGUCAUCCAUCAGACACCUGAACUUGGGCACAGAAUUCUAGACCCCAGCCUGAAAUGUAUUUAUGAAAACUUUGUAAAAAAGAGCAGAAAAAAGAAAAACACAAGAAAAAAAGGUAUAUAGUUGUGUGUGGAAAUUGAAAAAAAGAAAAAGUUUUUAAAAAGAGAAAAAUAUCAAAAGAGCUCCUUCGAUUAUCGUUUUUUUUUUUUUUUGGCUGAGAUCUUUUUUGGUUUUUUCUUUUUCAGGUCGUGCUUUCUGUUGAGGUGUGUGUAAAUAUAUAUUCGUCAUUCUCCCCCUCCCCCUGAUUACAACCUGUGUUUCAUUAGUUUUUCACAGAUAUGACCAAAAUGCGAACACAAUCCCAUCCUUGGAGAGUUGCACACCAUUGCAAGUCAUCACAUACUGUCUCGUGCAUUGCUUUGUGUCCACUCUUUAGACGUUGCAUGUCCAGGAAGAGCUUUACUCUGCAUUCUCCGUGCGAGAAUGGCGACUGACUGACUCCCAUCAACCCUCCGUCAUCCUGUUAUGCUUUUAGUAGUUUAUUUCUUUGUGGGCUUUUUUAUGUCUUGCAAUCUCAGCACUGCCUGAGCUUACAAUGUGACCAGCAAUGUAUUAUUUAGAAAUAAAAAAGGCAGUGAAUUAUUUUUUUCCUGUAUUAAUAUUAGUUGGAUAUGUUUGUAAAGAAAUAUAUGUUAGAUAUUUCAAAUUGUCAUAUGCUAGCAAUAUGUAAAGUAUUGUGCCAGGCUUGUGAUAUUUUGGGUUACAAAAAGCAAGUGAAUGAGUGUAAAUAUUAAUGAUAUUAAUUAUUAUAAAAUUACAACACAGUAACCAUUAACUCUCUUUCCGUUUUGCAUCCUAUUACGACAAAAAAAAAUGAACGUACGUCGAGAAGAUUUUAAGCUACAUUUGUAAAUUCGAUAAAAGAUAUAUUCUUGGUCCCUAAACCAGUCAAGAUAACAAGGGUUUUAAUGUAGAGUUUUAAAAUCCUUAGUUUGUCUUAUAUUUGUUUGCGGUUUUGCCUUAAGUGAUAAUAGAAAUAUUUCUGGCUGGACACCUGUAUAAACUUUUUCUGCAACAUUUUUAAUAAAAUAUCACAGUAUUUUCUAAAAAAAAAAAACAGAAAAAAUGAAACGUGGGAAGUUUAAUUGGA